GCCGUUACUUGCACUUUUGCCUAGACAAAAACACGCCAUCUCACGUAACGUUAACUUCUCACCUCACCUUACCUUUUUGUCUCUUCUUCACUUCCACUCUCAUUUUCCGAACGCUAUUUAGGGUUUUGUUUCAUUCAAUCGACUUUCAGAUCCAAACAACGGAAACCCCAAAACUACCCCCAUCAAAAUCGAGGUUUUUUGUUUGAUAUGUCCAUGGAUGAAACUGAUGAUGGGAGAGUUGAAGCAUUUGACUCGGUUCACAAUGUCAAACCCGGAUUUGGUGAAACGGGUUCGGAGCAGGAACAAAGCAAUGGUGGUCUCGUGAGGGGGGAAGUAGACACGUCGGCGCCCUUUGAGUCGGUGAGGGAGGCUGUGUCCCGAUUCGGUGGAGUCGGGUUCUGGAAACCCCAUUAUAAGCACCCACAUUCUUCUGAGAAUGGCAUCAUUGAAGAAGAAUUUGAUGCAGCAAAAGCUGAGGAGCAGGCUGUGCAAUUAGCUAACGAUCUCAUAGUUAAAGAAAGGGAAACCCUUCAAGUCUUGAAAGAACUCGAAGCAACAAAAACUACUCUUGAAGAAUUGAAAGCAAAACUACAGAAAGAAUCUGAACCCGUUCAUAAUCAACUUGAAGAACCCAACGACCAAAAUCACAAAAACCCACAAUCAAAUGAUGAUAACUUCAUGUGUCCUUCUUCAGCUCCAGGAUUCAUCUUGAUGGAAUUAAAGCAAGCUAAACUGAACUUAACAAGAACAACAAACGAUCUUGCAGACAUCAGAGCAACUGUGGAAAUGUACAACAAAAAGAUUGAGAAAGAAAGAUUCGAACUUGAGAAAACCCGUCAACGAUUAUCUUCACAUUCCUCAAAAAUCUCAUCUUUUAAAGAAAAUCAUGAAGAGAAUCUUGAUGAUUACAUACCAAGGGAGCUCCAACGAUUGACUUCUGAAACUGAGCAGUUCAAAAAAGUUGGUGAGUUAGCCAAAUCAGAAGUUUUAAGAGCAAUGAAUCAGAUUGAACAGACUAAAUCAAAGAUAAAAACAGCCAAGAUUCGUCUAAUUGCUGCUAGAAAAUUGAAAGAAGCUGCAAGAGCUAGUGAAGCACUUGCAAGAUCUGAGAUAAAUUGUUUAUUAAAAAGUGAAAAUUUAUCAGAAGGCGAAGGCAUAACUCUUUCAAUCGAGGAAUACUCUUCUUUAAAGAUGAAAGCUCGAGAGGCUGAUGAAGCUUCAUCAAAUAUUGAAAUCGACCAAUCAGAGGUAUCGAAAUCUGAGAUCUUGAAAAAGGUAGAGGAAGCAACAGAAGAAGUGAAGAACAGUAAGAGGGUUCUUGAAGAAGCUUUGAGUAAAGUUGAAGCUGCUAAUGGUGACAAGUUAAAAGCAGAAGAAGCUCUUCGAAAAUGGCGAUCGGAUCAUGGUCAACGAAGAAAGUCAACGGUUCAAAACGCGACCAAAUUCAAGAAUUCUUCUUGUAGGAUGAAUAACACCCGUUUGUUUGAUGUAAACGGGGCCCAUUUGGUAAGUAACGGGUCGAGUCCGGUUUUGAGGCCAACGAUGUCGAUUGGGCAAAUUUUGAGCAGGAAGUUGCUUUUGACAGAAGAGAAUUCGGAGAAAAGUUCUAUGAGAAGGAAGGUUUCAUUGGCACAAAUGCUGAGGAAGGCUACUAGUGAUGGUGGCAGCAGUGGUGAUGGUGGUGGCGGCAGUGGUAGUGGUGGUGGUGGUGGUGGUGAUGGUGGUGGGAAACGGCGCUCGGGAAAGAGAAAGAAGUUUGGGUUUGGUCGGAUUUCGUUCUUGGUGGCGAAACCGAGCAAGAAGAAGAAGAAACAUAGUGUAUUAAGUUCGAGACUUUCAUGUGUUGUGGAUUAAAAGUUUGUGGAUUCGGUUAUGUUAUGUGUUCUAUAAUUAGAUUUAGUGUGUUUAAACACGGUUCUUAGUCUAGUAAUAUUUACCGAAAUAUGAGGACAUGAUUCAUCAUCUGUAAUGAUGAUGAACAAAUAAUGUACUAUCUCUGUUUUAUAUUUAUCCACUACUUUUGAUUUUUGAA
Molecule: messenger RNA, 2032 nt
Organism: Lactuca sativa (garden lettuce)
Lineage: Eukaryota; Viridiplantae; Streptophyta; Magnoliopsida; Asterales; Asteraceae
Product: weak chloroplast movement under blue light protein (DUF827)
Biological process (GO): chloroplast avoidance movement; chloroplast accumulation movement
Cellular component (GO): cytosol
Source: RefSeq, a predicted model, not a curated record